AUGAACAUCACCUGCCACUCCUCCUUCGAGACCAACCUCCGCAUCAGGGUGUCAACGCCCACAGGACAAAAACUGGUGGACAACAGGCCUGCCCCCCCUAUCCGGGGACCUCGCCGUUGUUUACCGCAACCCCCGGCGGCAGCACCAGCACCAGCGUUUGACCACACCCACCAACACCAACAAAACGAGACCUAUCCCUCCAUCACGUUCGAACCUCACUUUUCGUCGUUUUCCCUGUCUCAAUCACCACCACCACCACCGACAGCGGGUUAUGGGCAGGGUCAGGGUGGUGGAUUGGCUGUUCAAGUCCCACCACAGUAUACCACCACCACUACUCCAGCAGCGGUUUCGAUCCCUAGUUUCGACAACGGGCUGUACAACUGGAACAGCAGCUUUGACUUUUCGUGUGUAGAUCCCAGCCUUGACCCCGGUUUUGGGAAUGGAUUCAACAAUGGGGUUUCGGCGGGGAUGGUGAACAGCAGCAGCACGAUGGGGUACGGGGAUUUGAUGCCUGGACUGCUGUUGCCGCCUGGGUUUGCUACUUCGGCGCAGAUGCCUGGGUUGGUGGUGGUAUCGUCGGAGAGUGACUUUGGUGGUGGUGGUGGUGGUGUUUUUCUUCCGGGGGGGCAGGAAGGGACGAAGGAGUGGGUUCCUAAACGGAGGAAGAGGAGUAAGAAGGUUGUUGAGAAGGAGGGGGAGGGGGAGGGGGAGGGGGGUGGGUGGUCGUAUCACAGACCACAGCCUUACCACUUGGCAUAG
Molecule: messenger RNA, 759 nt
Organism: Podospora anserina S mat+
Lineage: Eukaryota; Fungi; Ascomycota; Sordariomycetes; Sordariales; Podosporaceae
Exons: 2
Coding region: 1-759 (252 amino acids)
Source: RefSeq, a predicted model, not a curated record